ACACUAGAUCAAAUCAUAGGUACCUUCAGUUUCGGUGAUUCUGAAAAGCUUGAUGAGGAGAUAAUAUUCAGCUUGAUUUCUCAACUUCCCACACUCCACUGUCUCCAGAAACUCUAUGUAAAUCAUGUCCCUUUUAUAAAAGGCAACCUGAAAGAAUACCUCAGGUGCCUGAAAAAGCCCUUGGAGACACUUUGCAUCAGUAACUGUGACCUCUCACAGUCAGACUUGGAUUACCUGCCCUAUUGCCUGAAUAUUUGUGAACUCAAACAUCUGCAUCUUACUGAUAUAUAUCUAUGUGAUUUACUCCUUGAGCCUCUUGGGUUUCUCCUUCAGAGAGUUGGAGGUACCCUGAAAAUCCUGGAAUUGGAGUCAUGUUGUAUAGUGGACUUUCAGUUAAGUGCCUUGCUGCCCGCCCUAAGCCAAUGUUCUCACCUCAGAAAGAUCACUUUUUAUGAUAAUAAUGUCUCUCUGCCUUUCUUGAAACAACUUCUACACCACACAGCCCUGCUGAGUCAGCUGAUCUAUGAGUUUUACCCUGCCCCUCUGGAGUGCUAUGAUGACAGUGGUGUAAUACUAACACACAGAUUAGAAAGUUUUUGUCCUGAGCUCCUGGAUAUACUUAGAGCCAAAAGACAGCUCCAUAGUGUCUCCUUUCAAACAACCCAAUGCUCUAAAUGUGGUGGGUGCUACAUUUAUGAUCAGGAGACCCAAUGUUGCGAUUUUGUGAAACUACUAUUAGAUUGA
Mus caroli (Ryukyu mouse) is the source of this 744-nucleotide messenger RNA. NCBI's taxonomy places the organism in Eukaryota, Metazoa, Chordata, Mammalia, Rodentia, Muridae. The record is from RefSeq and is a predicted model, not a curated record.